UUGAAAGAAGAAAAACAUCGAAGUAAAGCAAAGCAAAAAAAACGAGAAACAUCGAGAGGAAUUACGAAAACAACCCGGUGUGCGUGUGUGUGCGGGCUGGGAAAUUUCACAACAAAAAAGCAUCGGAAGAAAAGGAGUCUGUUUCCGGUUUUCCUCACUGGAAAGAGAAGUAAAGGCGGCCUCGCUGGUGCUUUCAGUGCUGAAAUCGGCCGAACCCCGGGGAGUUAAAACAUGAUUAUCAUUUAAAACGACAUUCGCCACUGAAACACGCAACAGCAACCUUUGGAAACGUUACCAGAGCUUCCGUUUUUGACCGUGUUGGUAAAGCAAGGAUUACCGUUGUACCAGGAGAAACAAACACACGCGCGCCGAGAUGGCCGUUUCAUUUUGUGGCAAACGAUUGCUACUGACACGCACGAAUCUUUUUGCAAAUCCGCGACGUCACGGGUAUAUUGUGCUCGUACCAGAGAUUGGGGAGGAUUUGCCGGAGAAAAAUCCACUCUCGAACCCGCACGGUUUGCCCGAGUUUAAUAAUGUAACGAUCGAGAAGUGUGUCGGCGCGAUUGGCCAACAGGCAAUAGCGGUGGAGAAGAGCGUACGGGCGAUCGAGGAACGGUUAGAGCAGGUAGCGGCCGGUACCGCGCCACCGGUGUCGGAUGUGAUUAAGGAUAUCAUACUGCCACUGGAAGCGACCGGUGCACCGCUCGAAACGACCUGGGGCAUAGCGAAAACGCUCUAUCUCGGGAACAGCUCCCGGAUGCCGACGAAAAGCUACCUGACCAUACACGAACGGGCACGUGGUGCCCGGCGGUCGAAGUUUAACAGCGUACCAAUCUAUCGCACACUGAAGGGUGCGAUCGACGCUGCCGACAAGAAGCAGGAGCUGACCGGCGAGGAACGCCGGCUGUUGCAGAAGUACGUGCUGGAGGCGAAGCUGAGCGGUAUCGAGGUGGAUGGUUCGUCGAAGCUAGAACUGAACGAAAUUCUCGAACGGUUAGCCCAGGAACGUGCCCGGUUCGCGGGCAAACGUGAUAUGGCGGUAAAGAAGUACCAGCAGGUGAUUGAGGAUCCGGCACUGAUGAAAGAGUUCCCACCGACGCUGCUCCAGUCGCUCGCUACCGAUCCGAGCCAGGCAAUGAAGGGCCCGUGGAAGAUUACGCUACAGCCCGCGGUGGCGGAACGGUUCCUCGAGUACUGCGGUGAUCGUACGCACCGGUGGAAUCUGUGGCAGGCGGACACCCGGAAGUGUUCGAUCCACACGGACAAAUCGCUGGAAAACAGCACCCACCUCGAGUCGAUCCGGGCGUUACGCAAGCGCCAGGCGAAGCUGCUCGGUUACGAAUCGUACGUACACAUGUCGAUGGAAACGAAAAUGGCCGGUUCGGUGGAGGCGGUAUCGAAUGCGCUUGACGAGCUGCACCGGUACGCGAAACCGGCGGCCGACGGUGAGCUGGGCGCACUGGAACGGUUCGCCGGCGAGCAUGGGUUCCGCGGACCGCUCGACAUUUACGAUGUGCCGUACUGGAAGCGACGCCAUCUUGCGACCGUCCAUCAGUUCGACCAGGAAGCGCUGAAGGAUUAUUUCCCGCUGCCGCGCGUCCUAACCGGGCUGUUCCAGCUGGCCGAGCAGCUGUUCGGGGUGCGGAUUGUCGAGCGGGUCGGUGUCGAUGUGUGGCAUGAGGAUGUGCGGUUUUACGAUGUGCUGGAAACGGGCCCGGAUGCACCGCCGGAACCGAUCGGAGGGUUUUACACCGAUUUUUACUCGCGCGAAGAUGAAAAGCUAGCGGUGGCGGAUAAUGCUGGCUGGAUGGUUGGUAUCGGGAGCCGUAGUGCGGGCACUGGUUCGCAACCGCUCGCGGCGCUGAUCUGCAACUUUCCGGCACCGCUGUACGGGAAACCGUCGCUGCUAACGCUGGACGAUGUGCAGACGCUGUUUAAUCGGUUUGGGAAAGCGUUACAGCAUUUGCUCACCACCUGCCGGUACAGUGAUGUGGCGGGCCUGUCGAACGUGGAGUGGGACGCGGUGGAGGUGAGUGGGCACGUGCUGACGCAUCUGUUGCACGAUUCCGCCACGAUACGGGCGAUCUCGGCACACUACACCAACGAGGACCCGCUGCCGGAACCGUGCGUGGAAGCGAUCCAGCGACGCCGUACGCAUCUGGCCGGCUAUCGGCUGUGCCGCGAGCUGUACCUGGCCAAUCUCGAUCUACAGCUGCACCUGACGAGCGACUAUUGGUUGGACGUGACGAAAAAGCUCUACCCGCUGUACCAUCAGUUCCCGCUCGAUCGGAAGGAUGCGCACCCUUGUUCGUUGGUACCGAUCGCGUCCGGUGAGUGGGGUGCGGCGUACUACAGCCAUCUAUGGUCCCGGAUGAUUGCGGCCGAUGUGUAUAGCGCGUUCGCGGAAGCGAAGGAACCGGCGGCACGGCAGGAAGUGGGCAGACGGUUCCGGGAUACGUUCCUGGCGCUUGGCGGUGGUUGCCAUCCGAGCGAGGUGUUCCGGCGAUUCCGUGGCCGGGAUCCGUCACCGACCGCGCUGCUCCAAACGCUCGGCAUUUACAAGCCGCAGGCAGUGGGUGGCAGUGCUGCAGGUGGUGGUGGUAGUGGUGGUGGUAGCGGAGGUGGAGCUACGACACACCAGAAAACGGCAGGCAAGGAUGAACAGCAACACUAGACAGACGAGAAGAUUCAUUUGAAUGAAAAAAUGUAAGAAAAGCAUUCUUAACGUACAAAUAAUCACACAUACAGACACACGCACAUACACAUAAAGACAUACGAGAUGUAGAGGAUGGAAUGGAAUCAAAUCCCAUACGUGAGAGAUAUGCUUGCAUUGGUACCCUUAUGGAAUAUAUAAUACAUCCUUGCGAAUAGGCCGUGUUGAAGUUCGCUGUUGUA
Anopheles stephensi (Asian malaria mosquito) is the source of this 2895-nucleotide messenger RNA. Its product is annotated as probable cytosolic oligopeptidase A. Lineage: Eukaryota; Metazoa; Arthropoda; Insecta; Diptera; Culicidae. The coding region runs from base 374 to 2674 and encodes 766 amino acids. The transcript is spliced from 2 exons. Gene Ontology annotation, molecular function: metalloendopeptidase activity. The record is from RefSeq and is a predicted model, not a curated record. Gene Ontology annotation, biological process: proteolysis; peptide metabolic process.